Messenger RNA from Macrobrachium nipponense, 4960 nucleotides. Its product is annotated as BTB/POZ domain-containing protein 6-B-like. Gene Ontology annotation, biological process: neurogenesis. Gene Ontology annotation, molecular function: protein binding. Lineage: Eukaryota; Metazoa; Arthropoda; Malacostraca; Decapoda; Palaemonidae. The coding region runs from base 1030 to 2403 and encodes 457 amino acids. The record is from RefSeq and is a predicted model, not a curated record. The transcript is spliced from 4 exons. Gene Ontology annotation, cellular component: cytosol.
AGAAACUCACCUGUCACGCAACUUGAGCCCCCUCGCCCCAUCUGAAGGUGGCCUCACGGAAUGGCCGCCUUAGUUCUAGUGCCUCAGUCAACACUCGAGGCACUGCUACGGGACGACCUCGCACAAAGGGGGGAAAUAACGCAGACCGGAAAGUAUCAAAAUAUUCAGUGUGGACUGGGGAAUGUGCUCCUUGAAAGUCACAAAUGAACCCUAAGUUAUAUUAAUUUAUUAGUGAAAAGACCAUUAGAAAAAAUGAGGACUUUCUAGCCAGAGUGGACGAAAUUUGACCUACCCAACGACACGAUCUUCCGGCAAGCCACAAAGAAGUCAUGCCCAAAACGAAAAGACUGUCAUAAGACCGACACAAGAAGUUCCUUCAAGCGCCGGCAAGACGGUGUUUGCAUGACAACGCAACAGCUGCCACUCAUUGGGGUCCCACUGGAGCCCCCUACGAAGUUUUUCUGAUGAGGCAGAUCUUGAAAAGGAUGGUGUGUGGCACUCAAUCGAAACUAAGGAAAUACAAGGCGGAAAUGCAAAAGCUCCUCUCUGUAAAUACGGAACAAAAAGCUUUGUGUGACCCGGCGAGAAUCGAAUUUCUGUUACCAAGAAGAGUCAACUCGGCGUCUUCAACACCCGAAUUGUGUUACAAAACAUCAUCGUCGUCGUCUUCUUCUUCUCCAUCAUCGGGGCCAUCAUCAAUGCACUUAUUCAUCCGGUUAUCAUCUCAGUUUAGAUAAAAAGACUGAUGAGAAAAGACAAUUAAGUUCUAACAGAAAAUACACCAGAAAUGACUACAAGAGAGAUAGAACUCCUGUGGAGAUAGGACUCGCAUGAACAUCAAAAUAAUUUGCAGGGAAAUAUUAUAACAAUCAAAAUGAAUGAAAUAAGAUGUAAAACCUGACAACAAAGACUCUGUGAGCGGAAAACGAGAGCCAAAGACAUUCACUGAAAGCUUUUGAUAAUCACAUGAAAAUUGGCUUACUCAUUUUCAUUGCAAACUUAAUAAUAAUAUUUUAAUUCAUCCGGCUCAUGGAAACCGGAUUGCUUUGGGCUAAACUCUUCUACCAGCAACAAGGCUCCAUGAAGAUCCAGCUCACAGAACAGAAGGCUAAGGAAAGCUACGCAAGGAGCGUCGCCAAUUCCCGGUGGUGUGCGGACACCAUGAGGAAUUUGGUGUACUACACCGUCAUGGGACCCUGUAAAUGGGUACAACUCUCCUUGCACCUUAUUCGUGGCAGAUCCUACAACCUUUUUGAGAAUGAAGAUGGGAGUGAUGUGAUCCUAAUGGUGGGAGAUGGCAGUUAUCGAGAGAGAGUACCAGCCCACUCCUGGGUACUUGCUGCUGGCAACCAGUACUUCAGGGCCUUGUUCCAAGGUCCGUUUGCUGACAGGCACAAAAAAACCUACGACAUCCCUAAUGACCCAAAGGGAUUUCAGAAUCUCUUGAAGUGGUUGUACCGUCAUGAAUGUGGGAUCCAAAGUAUGGAUAGUGCCCUCAUCACCUUACAAGUAGCCAUUGAGUACCUGUGUCCAGAAUUAGCUGAGUUAUGUGUCGAGUACAUUGGAAAACACUUAAGAGUGUCUAAUGUGCUAAAAGUGCUACAGUUCACCUGGAGAUACUGUCCAUCUUCUCAAACUUCUGACGACAGUCAGGGAUCAUCAGUUAUAUCAACAGCUCCUUCAGCUCCUAGUCUUGAAAUAAUGGAUGAUCCUGAAGACGACGACGACGACACAAACUCAUUUGGUGCUGCAGAUAGAUUACAGCAGCUUGACUUAUCCCAACACACAGUUCACAGUAUGAGUCAACUACAAAAGCUUUCAGAAGAAGCAGAAUUCCAAGACCCAACAGCAUGCUGUAGUGAUCUUUACAACGUCUGUCUUGAAGUUGUGGACAGUGCCACCCAAGCUGUUUUAGCAUCUGAACCUUUAGAAGAAUUAGAUUACAGAACUCUACAGCUCAUCUUAAAGAGAUCAACUCUCAACAUACCAAACGAAUUACCUAUAUUUCAUGCAGUGCAACGGUGGUCAACAGCCGAAUGUAAACGUCGCAUGUUGCCUUUGACCUCUGACAACAGAAGAGCAGUUCUUGGUGAUCUCUUGUACUAUGUAAGGUUCUUGAACAUGACAAACGAGCAGCUUCAACAGACCAGUAGCCUCCUCACAGCUGAUGAAUUCAACUACCUUGCUACUAGAAUUUCAGGUCACACUCCUGCCACAAUACCUGCCACUCUUAACCCCCAUCUGGCCAUGAUGGCUACACCUCGCCAUCACAAGCCGCCUACUCUGCCAACAACAGAUUCAACAAACAAGAACAAGAAGAAGGGUACCACAGGCAAGAGAAAAUACACAAAAAAGGAGCUAAUGUUGGAUGUGGUUUCCUGUCUUGCUGUGAUUUUUGAUUAACAUUUCAUUUCUGCUUAAAUGAAUCAGUGUUACAGUAUGUAGUUGUUUUCAAGAGAUUACAUUUAUUAUUUUGUGAAGGACAACAUUCUUUUGAAGUUCAACACAUUUACCUCAAUGAGGUUUAGGUUUCAACACUAACAAGAAAUUUAGUUUGUUAUUAGUACGGAUGCGUAAUUCAUAACAGAUCCUACUUUUAACACAGAAAUUGUUGGUAGCAGUUACAUGGAUAAAAUUCAAAAAGCAGAACUUAUAAUUUUUUUGUCCAUUAUAACAAUUUUACAAAAUCUGCUACUGUUGUUAAAGGAACCCAUUUGAACACAUAAUUUUAUGAAACUAUAUAAAUUUGUUGUAGUCUGACUGCAGCCACUUAGAGAAUGGAAAUUCAAAUUGUAAAUACAGUACCAUAAUGUGCAUCACAUACAUGAUGUACUACUCUGAAUGUGAUAAUUAACUAACUUAAAAAAAAUUGCCUUAACUUGAUAGUUGUUAAAUGUGUGUAAAGAUGUUUUGUAUUAAAAUGCUUUUUUCCCUCAUAUCUUAUAUAUGUAAGUUGUCUUGCAUAUGGUAAAUAGUCUAGUCAAUUUAUUUUCUUUAUUUGGCAUCAAGCAUUGUGGUUAAUCAACUAUACAGGGAUUUUACAAAGAAACCAUAACAGCACUUCAACAUAUUUUUUCUAUUUCUUCAAUCCAUAAAAUUAUCAAAGAGUAUGACUGUUAAGAGAACUUAAAUUAGCAAAUAAAAUUGGUCAUACUGUACAGACCAAUAACAAGAGAGAAUCAAUAUCCCUAUGUACUUAUUUCAUACAAUUUCUGAUAUCAAACAACCUUGCUGGCUACUGUUAGUCACACACACUGCAUAAACAGUGUAGUAAUGUUUAAAGUACAAUUACCUUUAGUAUUUUAUUUGAGGGGCUUAGGUAGUUAGAAAUACAGUAAAGUUUAUUAUUAUUUUUGACAGUGAUUAUCCUGCUACCAAAGAUUAAACAUUUCUUUGGGCUUGUUUCUCUCCUAAAUCUAAUUACUACCAUUAUGUAUAUUAGAAUGGGAAAACUAUUUACAUGAUACUUCAAUAUCAAUGAGAAUGUACUACUCAAUAGUAGAUGAAGCAUGUUCCAUUGCCCAAAAACAGCACCACAAACAUAUGAGAGCAACUAUAUUGGGAAGAACCAAGCCUAAAAAAACAAGUGGUACUUUUGCCAUAGUAGUAGUAUCUCCCAUGCAUUUAAUGUGUGUACAACCAGAUUAAGCUUAACAGUUUAUUGCUCUCUCUUGUCAUUGAUCACUUACAUAUGAAAUAGUUCUCUGAUAUAAGCCACUGAGAAAAAUUUAGAUGAAAGUAGUGCCUAAACAUCAUGAAGAAAACUUUGUCAGAUCUCAUAGCAAAAAAAGCAUAUAUUUAUAGCCUUGAUGCAUUCUGUAAAUAUUUAUGAUGCCAUUAAUGCGCUAAAAAAAGUGCACUGCCUUUUCUAUAAAGCCUCUAAAGCAGCAGCCAUGCCACUGACACUACAACACCUGGAGAAUACUGUAGCAUUAUUAUUUCAGUACAGUAUUUAACACAUGAAAUUUUCAUUUACUUUUAAGGACUGUGAGUUACACUGUAUUAUGCUCUACUUGAAUAGGUUUGUGUGCAUAUUAAGUGAAGUGCUCACAUGGCAGUACUGUAACUGUAUGUCAGUUUGGAAAAAUAAAAGGUGUACCUAGUUGUACACUAUUAAAAUAAAAAAAAUAAAAAACAUGAUAAUCACACUCUGUAGCUAAAAUCAAGCAAGAAUUACAGUAAACAAAGUGCCAUUGCUUUUUUUUUGCUUUCAACAGUAUUAUUUACUGUACAUGUAUCAAAACUUAUUUUGCUUGAAAAUAAAUUUGCAAAGCUCAAAAUAUUUACAAAUGAUUUUCAUAUUAUUCAGUGCCUGUGCUUAUGGGAAAUGUCAGUGCAAUAUGCUUGAAACUCUAACAACAAAGUAAAAAAACAUAGUGAAAAGUAAGCUGUCACAAUCUACAGUAAUCAGAAAUCAAUCAAUUUACAUUCAAUAGACAGAAGCAUACAUUCUGACCGUCUUAUAAUAAAACGCAAAGAAGUUAAUCAAUAUUUACCUAAAUAUAUUUCCUAUUUUUUCACCAGUCAUAAGCUUUCUAAUGUCUAUUUUUACUUCAAUGGCAAAACAAUUAAACACAGCAGCUUUUUGUUAAACUUUACAUCAUAACUUGCUUUUGUUGAUUACAAUUUUUAAAACUUCAAAACAUACUUAUUUGUUAACAAUGUAUAAGAGGGAUCUUUGCAUAGUGUCACCAUGUUGAUAAAAAGAAAACUAUACUUUCUUUGCACAUUAAUACAUGAGACUGGAGUUAGUUUUUAUUGUGAAUAUUCAUUGAAUUAAUUUUAUUUGAGUCAUAAGUUAACUUCAGUGUAUGGCAUUAUGGUUUUCCCUUAUAACUGAAAAUAUACAUUAGUCUGUAUAUAAAUGCAUAAUUUUUUCCAAAAGGUUUGUUUUACAUUUUAGCAAGAUUGUAAAAGAAUGUUGCCAAAGUUAAUAAACCGAAAGGUCUAAAUAGUACAA